This is a messenger RNA of Psylliodes chrysocephalus, 1688 nucleotides long. The record is from the annotation of a GenBank genome assembly. NCBI's taxonomy places the organism in Eukaryota, Metazoa, Arthropoda, Insecta, Coleoptera, Chrysomelidae.
UGACCAGUGUGGUCAUUCCACUGUGCAUCCUGCUAAAUGAUAUGUCAUUCUGACAUGUUAUUGAAUGUAUAUUAAUUGUGUAGGUAUUUUUAAAAUUUAGAUUUUCGGAUUCUUUAUACAAAUAUGGCAUCGAAAAAAUGGGAUGAUGAUUACGAUCCACAUAAAGAGAGAAAAAAUGAAAAUGGCUUAACACAUAGUGAAGGUAUUACCAAUGUAAUUAAAGGCUGUUUAGGAACAGGCCUACUAGCAUUACCUGAAGCCUUCCAUUAUGCUGGGACCAUUAAUGGAAUAGUUAUGUUCAUUAUCAUCUCUAUAUUUGGUACCUACUGCUUUCAUCUCAUGCUAUAUUCGACGUAUUUACUUUGCAAGAUCAAAAAGGUGGGGUUCCUUAGCUAUGCUAAUGCGAUGGAAGCUGCAUUUGAGGUUGGACCAAAUUUCUUUAAAAAAAUGGUACCAUGUUCAGCGGUUAUGGUGCACAUCGUCAUGAUGUUAUACCAGACUGGAACAAUGUGCGUCUACAUAUUAUUCAUGGGAUAUAAUAUCAAGAUGGUAUGCGACCAAUAUUUUCCCGAAAAACAUCUUCUGUUAUACAUAUUGUAUACUUUUCCUGCGUCCCUGUUACUGACUUUCAUACCGAACAUGAAAUGGUUUACGCCGCUCGCAAUUUUUGCAAACAUCGUGAGUUUUGUGACAUUCGCAGUGAUUUUCUGGUACGUUACUCGAGACUUGCCUCCUUUCAGUUCCGAGCCAUAUGUCGGACACUUGAAAGAUUUUCCUUUGUUUUUUGGGACGAGCCUUUUUGCGCUGCUCUCUGUGCCAAUCAUUCUCAGCGUAGAAAACAAUAUGGCAGAUCCUGCGUAUUUCGUCGCCCCUGUAGGCGCCUUAAAUAUUGGAUUCGGCACAGUCACUGUUUUAUAUGCCAUAGUAGGCAUUUUGGGCUGUUGGAGGUAUGGGGAGAAAAUUCAUUCAUCAAUAACGCUAAAUUUUCCUGCAAACGACGUACUUUCUCAAACGAUAAGGUCAUUGUAUUCUGUUGCUAUAUGGAUCACAUAUGGUUUCAACGGUGUGGUACCACGAGAUGUUGUUUGGAUCAAUUACAUAGCCCCACGCCUAAAAGAGGAUAUCAGUGCUGUAAAAAAAUGGACAAUCGAUUAUACUCUACGAUUCAUAAUUGUAAUAAUAACUUAUAUAAUUUCAAUGGGCGUGCCAUUAUUGGGACCGGUUCUUUCCAUGACUGGUGGAGUUUGCCUGUCCCUGUUGGGUAUUUUGUUUCCUGCUUUCAUGGAAAUAUGCGCUUUGUGGCCAGACAACUUUGGUAAACGUAAAUGGAUUUUAUGGAAAGACUUUUUGAUAUGCUUGAUUGGAUUAGUGGGACUUGCCGUAAGCAUGUAUGCGUCAAUACGAGAUAUUAUAGAAGAAUUAAGCCAAAAUCCAUGUCUUAUAAGUGCUCUUCUAACUGUUGCCGCUGCUUCUCCACUACCUGAAGCAAAUGCGGAACCGAAAGCUGAUCCAAAACCAGAAGCAAACCCUCAGUUUUUAGCUGCCUACGGAGCGCCUGUAGUUGCUGCGCCUGGACUUGCCUACACCUCUGCCUAUUCAGCUGCUCCUCUAGCCUAUUCUAGCUACGUAGCACCACCAGUCUAUGCUGGAGCUUAUUCUUACUAUUCACCAUACUUGUUCUAGUUCGA